This is a messenger RNA of Drosophila melanogaster (fruit fly), 765 nucleotides long. RefSeq lists its product as uncharacterized. The record is from RefSeq and is marked reviewed. Bases 88 to 705 code for a protein of 205 amino acids. NCBI's taxonomy places the organism in Eukaryota, Metazoa, Arthropoda, Insecta, Diptera, Drosophilidae. The transcript has a single exon.
UAAUAAAAAAAAUUUGUUCUGCCCAUCUCAAUGAUUAUGAAUCCGAUUUGCCAAGUCGAUAUCAAUAGGCCUGAGUGCCAGAAAUGGAUGGUCCAGGUAUACUCCAAAUGUCGGGAUCUCUUCAAAACUAAUACAUUGCCCCAUUGGGGUCUAGACAAUGCCCCUGUUGUCUAUAAGGCGGAUGUGGAAGCCAUGACCGUCCUAGAUUGCCAUCGGCUCAAGCGGGCAUUGGGCAAGGAAGUGUCUGAAGAGGAUGAGGAGGGCGAUGAGUUGGAUGACCUAGAUGAUCUGGAUGAGGGGGAGGAGGGUCUCGAUCCCGGAAGAUUGGUGGGUCUAUUGCUGGCCCUUUGCGCAAUCGCUCUUCUUUUCGUUCUCUUGUGUCGAAUGAAGCGCCGAAACAUAAAAUUAAAGGAAGUUGAGCUUCCAAAACCGGAACCCCAGGAAGCUCCAUCCGUUUUACCUCAAAAAAAGAAAUUAAAUAGAGCCGCCAACUGCAAGAGCUGGAUGCGCAGGAGCUGUAGGCCAUUCUUCCUCCACAACGAAUCCCAGCUAAGACAGUACCAAGCCCGUGCCGAAAUGGAGGUGGCUGUACACGAGGAACGCACCCGGCAGAAGAUCGCCAUGUGGACAAAGGCCCGGGAGAGAGAUGCCCAAAAGAAGAGAGAUAAGCUCCAAAGGAACGUAAACAAGGCUACCAAAACGUGAUGCCUUUUAUUUUACAAAUAUUUGUAUGUGCCCCUUUAAUGGCAAGCUUUAUGCAUAAAU